GUAGCAGGAGUGCCAAAAUGCCACAGUAGCUUGGACCAGUUACAAUGUCACUUAGGGACUUCAAAGUUCCAAACCCUAUAAGUGCAGGCGCUAAAAGGACGGAUCGAAUUGCGAAGAGGAAAAACCCGAAUCAAGUUAGAGUGCGUGUGCGACCUCGCAUUGAACAAAGCAACACUCAACAGGAAGUAGGCCACCACCAGCUAGAAGAUGAUGAGGGAGAGCAACAUGCUAACGUGGAAAUGCAUAUGGGCGCUUCAGCAGCGGAUCCGCUGCCGCAUGUGCACAGCGAGUCCGAUGAUGAAGACACCGAGCAAGGCGACGACGCAUCAGUGGACGUUGCAGCUCAGGUCAGGGUCCGAAAGGCGUUCUUAAAGCACUACGCCUCGGGGGCAGACAGCCGCAGCCGCCUCCUCGACAGUGCCGCCGACACGCUGCGGGCGUUGGCCCAGGCCAUCCCACGCACAUGUCCUGGGUGCGGCGUGUCCGCGGUGUUCGGGGGAAAGCGAUGUUCCGUGACAAUUGUCACACGGGAGCAGCCUGUGAUCGCGGAAAUACCUGUGGGCUGGUGCACAACGUGCAAGCAGGGCUGCAACUUGCUGCCGGUUCAGGCGGACUGCGUCUCCGACUCGAACAGCGGGUGGGACCUCGACCGCGCUCACUCUGGCAAGAACGUUCUCUGGUGGCACCAGUCCGUGCUGCAGAAGUAUGACAUCCUGUCAUUCAGGACCAGACAUCUCAGCGCAGACGCGUUUUGUGACGCUAUGAUGAACAGCUGGGAGCGCAAUGGGAUCUCCCGUCCAAGCUCUGUGUCGGCGACAACCCUGCGCCAGCGCAUGCGCGAGGCGCUGCUGCUGUAUAUGGACUGUCAGAACGUCAUCGAGGACUACCCGGAGGACACUAUAACCGACUGGCCUCGCGGCGCCCUGAACAGCUGCCCCUGCUGCGGUGACAGCGUCACAUGUGCAGCAAUGGCGGUGGACGCAGGCGCCGGGCCAGCGGGCGGCGCCAUGGCAGCCGGUGUAGCGGCUGCCCCUGCAGUGGUUGGGGAAACGGUGGUGGGCGCACGCGCCGGGCCGAGCGGCAGUGGCGGCGUGGCGGGUGUGGACAUGGCAGACGCCGGGCCAGCCGGCGGCGCCAUGGCAGCCGGCGUAGCGGCUGCCGCUGCAGUGGCUGGGGAAACGGUGGUGGGCGCACGCGCCGGGUCGAGCGGCAGUGGCGGCGUGGCGGGUGUGGACAUGGCAGACGCCGGGCCAGCCGGCGGCGCCAUGACAGCCGGCGUAGCGGCUGCCGCUGCAGUGGUUGGGGAAACGGUGGUGGGCGCACGCGCCGGGCCGAGCGGCAGUGGCGGCGUGGCGGGUGUGGACAUGGCAGACGCCGGGCCAGCCGGCGGCGCCAUGGCAGCCGCUACUGUGGCCAUAGGCUACGCGGCGCAGUACACGCAGCUUGCACGCCGCCGCUUUUUCCUGCCCAACACGCUCAUCCAGCAGGUACUUGCAGACGGCACGGCUUCGCAGCAGAUUGGAGCAACCCACUGCUCCAACUUCAACGCCGAUAAGGUGCUUGCAGCUGAGUCACGCAAGAACCUGAUCACGGCAGUCGGGGCUGUGCUAUGCCGGCACGGUAUGCUGCUGCGGUUGAUGAACCUGUUCGGAGGCGAACGUCAUGCCUACGCUACGACUGCGGCAUUGUCUCUCCUGAGCGCUGGAACAGCGGUGCAGUUCUGGUGGUACGACAUUGCUUGCAGGUGGGGCAAAUCCUAGAAAGAAAGAAAGGUUACACUGGGCCUAAGCUCCUAGCGUGAGAUUAUCGGAGAAU
Molecule: messenger RNA, 1815 nt
Organism: Chlamydomonas reinhardtii
Lineage: Eukaryota; Viridiplantae; Chlorophyta; Chlorophyceae; Chlamydomonadales; Chlamydomonadaceae
Exons: 4
Coding region: 246-1760 (504 amino acids)
Source: RefSeq, a predicted model, not a curated record